UGUGUACUUUUCUCUCAGCGCUGGAGCGGUCCUGCUAGAGCUAGCCUAAUCCAGGUCUUUUCGUACAUUUUUGGGAGAUUUUAUUUCAUCUCAUUGGUCACGAUGCUGAGCACGGUCAGCCGGCAACUCAGAAGCCACCCUGCCUUGAUCCCACUGUUGAUUUUCAUUGGCGGUGGAUGCACCAUGUCUCUGACAUAUCUGGCUCGCCUGGCCUUGCGUAACCCAGAUGUCUGCUGGGACAAAAAGAACAACCCAGAGCCCUGGAAUAAACUGGGGCCCAAUGAUCAGUACAAGUUCUACGCAGUGAGCACGGACUACAGCAAGCUGAAGAAGGACCGUCCUGACUUCUAAACGAAUCCAGAAGCCCAGUGCUGGACCAAAGGUUUAAAAACAAACUAAAGAUCAACAGGACGUCCGCACACUUGUCCUCAACAGCCCUUGUUCCUAAUUUAUGCAAAGAUACUAAAUUGCACUUGUCUUUGCUUUCCUGGAUCCCUUUUUAACAUCUAUGAUGUCUUGUAUUUUCUCUGAAGUCUUUGUAGUCAGAAACGAUUAAUAAAGGGUUUUCUCCCACAUACAGUGAAAAA
This is a messenger RNA of Sinocyclocheilus grahami, 587 nucleotides long. RefSeq names its product NDUFA4 mitochondrial complex associated a (gene coxfa4a). The record is from RefSeq and is a predicted model, not a curated record. Bases 103 to 351 code for a protein of 82 amino acids. The transcript is spliced from 4 exons. Lineage: Eukaryota; Metazoa; Chordata; Actinopteri; Cypriniformes; Cyprinidae. Gene Ontology annotation, cellular component: respiratory chain complex IV.